AUGACCAAGAGGCAGGCCGCGGAGCAGAUCACUAAGGAUGCUUUUGAUGACGACUACGAAACAAACGAGGCCGACGCACCCGCCCGUGCCACCUCGGAAACUUUGUCCAAGAGAAAGAUCCUAAAGCCCAGGGGGAAGUUGAAUGAACCGAAAGGAGAAUCACCUUUCUCAACUGCACUGCAGUUUCCAAAGCCACACACAACGUUACCAAACUCGCCAACUACAACAACUUCCCAAAAGACUAACAAAAUCCGUGCCUUGAAUGAAAACUUUGUCAAGAAAGUCAACGAGUCUCACAUUGCCAAUUCGAUUGUGGACUUUACCAGCAUAGCCGAAGCCUAUGUGAGAUAUUACAAAAGCAUCGAGAGCGAUACCAAAGAGAUACCGGCAGAAAAGAUAGAGCAGACUAAAGACGGGCACGACGAUGCAGAAUCGGAGGAAGAAUCGGAGGAGGAGCCGCGCAAGCCCGAGGUCAAGAUUCAGGGACCGCUGUUUUCUUUUAGCAACACGUCCUCUACAACCAGCAAACCCGCGUUCACAUUUGACCCAAAGAAAAUCGCCAAACUAAACGAACGAGAUCCGGAUGACUCCGAUGACGAGCUAAAGGGGCCUACUUUCAAUUUCAGCAAGCCCAUCGUGGAUAGUGUUUUCAAGUUCAAACCGAAUGGUGCAGACACAAACAACGAUACAGCCAAGGGCGGUACUGAAAAGUCAUCGCCUUUUCAGUUUCCCGCGUUGUCAAAGCCGCUGGUAGCCAACACCUUCGGCGGGUUGCCGCAGCAGCCAGAAAGUAAUGCACCUCCAAAAUUCAAUUUCAGUGCAAAUCCACCCAGUUCUUCCGCUUUCAAUACGGCCAACACCUUUCAAUUCGGAAGCGCAAAGCCAACUGCAUUUACCAAAGCUACAGCACAGCCCACAUCCUCUCCUUUCCUGUUUGGUAAACCAGCAGGUGAAAACACCACGGCAUCGCCCUUCCUGUUUGGCACCCUGCAGAAACCAGCAUCUUUCGGGUCUACAAACCAAGCGGAUGCAAACCCGUUCUCAGCACCCACCAAGAGCACGUCCACUGUUGCGGAACCAGAGGAUAACAAAGCCGGCGAAGACGAACCCGAAGUGGAAGGAAACUUCACCCCCGUGGCUGAAAUGGGCGAAAUGAAGCAGGUCGAGACGGGAGAGGAGAACGAGGAGACAAAGUACACCAUAAAGGCAAAGUUGAUGGAGUUUGACCAGUCAAACAAAAACGAGCCGUACACCCCCAAAGGUGUGGGACUUUUAAAAGUCUUGCGCAAUAAAGACACUGGCAAGUCGCGGAUCUUGAUCCGAGCCGAGGGCAAUUUCCGUGUCUUGCUCAACACGACCAUCUCCAAGGACAUUGAGUACACCCGGUACGGCCAUGGGUCGCUAAUACGAUUGCCAGUGUUUAGUCCCGAGGGCAAAAUCACCACCUACUGUAUCCGUGUCAAGGAUGCCACCGGCGGCCAAGAGUUGCUAAAGCAAAUCAACGACGCAAAGUGUUGA
Messenger RNA from Lodderomyces beijingensis, 1518 nucleotides. Lineage: Eukaryota; Fungi; Ascomycota; Pichiomycetes; Serinales; Debaryomycetaceae. The record is from the annotation of a GenBank genome assembly.